UUUCGUUGUCUUGUUGUUUUGUCUGUGUGCGUGCCAGCAACACACAAGAGCAACACCAACACACAGCCAAGCCGAGCGAAGCAAGGCAGAGCGACACUUUGGCUGAAAGACACACGCAAACCUUUGUUGUUGUGUGUGUCUGCUGCUCUCACUCCCACACACCCUCCUUUCUCCAUCUCCCUGUUGUGUUCUUUGUAGCAAGAAGCACGCCAGCCAGUCAGUCACCUUUGCUUUGCUUGUUGCUGCGUUCAUUCGUUCGUGGAGUUGCUUCACGCUUGUUUACACUUGCGUUUGCUUCACCAGCUCCCUCCUUUUCUCCCUUUGCUCCCUCAUUCUCCCCUUCUUCUCUCCUUCUUCUUGCUUCUUCUCUUCUUCUUCUUCUCCUUGGCUUUCGUUGCACGCGUGCAAAGCUUGCGUCGGCGGUCGGUGUUUCUUGCCCCCGCCUUGCAUCUUGCUUGUUCCCCUCAAGUGGUUGCAUGUGUGUGCAUGUGCGAGUGUGUCAACCCGGACACAUCCCCACCCCCGCUUUGUUACGUUACUCCUCCUCCAUACACACCCCACCCACAUACGCAACCGCCGCGCUUGCAUGGGCGCGCACGACACAGGCCUCUCGACUUUCUGCUGUGUCGUUUGCCGUUUGUCUCAUCAUUCACCUCGCAACGCCGCCACGGGCACGCCGCUACAACUGCUGUUGCUGCCUCUACUGCUGCCUGACCACACUCCACCGCCCGCAGCGGCUCUGGACGUGAAUCAAAUCAAAACACGACAUCAAGCAACACACCCACCUUCCACCAGCACGGAACACAGCAAGCCAGUUACCAACCCACCAAGAGCAACCAAUCAGCCAACCCACGAAGCAACCGACCCAUUCAGCCAACCCACGAAGGCUGGCCAGCACCACUUCCACUUCCACUCACACACGCCACCACCCCCCCCCUCCCAACAUCAGCCACACCAUGCCACCAAAGUCUCCGCUGUCGCCGACGUCCCGCGCCAGCUCCAUCAGCCAAUAUCUGGGCGAGGAUGUCGGUGAGCGGCGCCGAAUCAUCCAACCAGACCACCUCAGCUUCACCCACUGCCUGGGCUCGGGCACCUUUGGCGAGGUGUUUCUGGCCGGGUGGAAGAACCGGUUGGUCGCUGCCAAGAGCAUCUUCGACGAUGAGCUGUUCCGCGAGGAGGCGGAGCUGCUCAGCGUCCUCUCCCACCGCAACAUCAUCCGCUACUACGGCGAGGUGCUCCAGUGCGACGCCGUCACCACCGUCACGGACGAGGUGUUCAACCUCAGGGGCCGCCACCUCCUCGUCACAGAGUACAUGCCCGGCGGCACGCUGCACAACCGCAUCUACAGCGACGAGGCAUACAAGCUCCACGACAUGAUCUCCUGGAUGCUUGACAUUGUCAGCGCCCUCGCCUACCUGCACUUUGACGGGCCCGCCUGUAUCCUCCACCUCGACCUCAAGCCCCUCAACGUGCUGCUCACCCGCGGCGGCGUGUGCAAGCUGGCCGACCUCGGUGCCGCCAUGCCCGCCAUCAGCAAGAGCAAAGGCACCAUCGAGCAGAAGAACAGCUCAGACAACCUCUCGCAGAAGGUGUGCGGCACCCCGCGCUACAUGGCGCCCGAGGUCAUUCGCGGCUCCCACUCCCUCACAGACCGCGCAGACAUCUGGUCCUUUGGCGUCCUCUGCGCCGAGCUUGUUGCCCGCCAAACGCCCUUUCCCGAGCUCAGCAACAACUUCACCAUCUCCUUCCUCGUCGGCACCAGCUUCAAGCACCCCGACCUGCCCCCGACCAUGACACCAACCCUGCGCUCGCUGCUCCUGCAGACGUGGCUGCCGCAGCCGCAGGACCGCCCCUCUGCACACCACAUCCGGCACGAGCUCGAGACGUACCUGUGCAAAGUCGUCGCUCGCCAUGAGGAGGAUGUCACCAUCAGCACCUCCGCCAGCAGGGGCGCGUCUGUGUCCGGGUCAGGGUCCAACGGUAGCGCCCGCGACUCCCGCACGCCAGAUGGUGUGCGCGGUGGCAGCCUGGGGGAGCACCUGUUCUCCGAUGACGAUGACGAAGAGGACCUGUCCAGCGGCCUUUCCUUCAACAUUGGCCAGCACACGCAGCUCAACCGCCCACAACAACACCACCACCACCACCACCACCACCACCACCACCACCACCUCCCACAGCGUGGCGACGUGGCUGCUGCACACAAACACCACCACAAACACCGCUACAGGCUGCGGCGGCAGCAGGCGCAGCACAGCGCCGGCGGUGAAGAGGAGGAGCACGUGGACAACGGAUAUGAGGAGGACACGGAGGACGGUGAUGAGGAAUUGAGAGAUGAAUACGACCCGGGCGUGCUUGCGCCGUCGCACGAAACAGCAGCAGCACAGCGCAGGAAGCCGCGUGGCAGCAGCGAAGGGGCCGAACAAGAAGAAGAAGAAGAAGAAGAAGAAGAAGAAGAAGAAGAAGAAGAAGAAGAAGAAGAAGAAGAAGAAGAAGAAGAAAUCGUCAAUGAUGGCUGUAUUGGUGUUGGUGUUGGUGUCAGUGUUGGUGACGAUGGUGACGAUGAUGACGGCAUUGAUGGGAGCGGUCGUGCGACCACGGCCACCAGCAUCAGCAGUCGAGGCGGCAGUAAGCGAACAUCCAGGGGCGGAAGUGCAAGCGGCGUGGAGGAGGACCGUGUGGGCAAGGCAAGUGAGAAACAGAGUGGAGACAGUGGUGAAGCCGCGCUGAUUGCGUCUGAGGAAUGGGAUUCGUAUCGCACAACGCCACCACCACCACAGCCGCGCUACCGCCGCCGCCAAUACCGCCAUCGUCUCGGCGACAUUGCUGGCCACCGACCCUUUGCCCUCAACAACAACAAACACAGCAACCACAUCCCGCACCCGCAGCCGUCACACGGCCACGAGCACCACCGCCACUUCGAUGUGCAGGAGCUCCGCCAGCCGCUGCAUUCGAUUGGAUCGCAAUCAAGCGACCGCAGCAGCAGCAUUGCAGAUGGGGGCAGCGUUGGGCUGGAGCUUCCUCUUGGGAGGACAGGCACGCUGCUGCCAUCGCCGCUGGAAGACGACGACAACAAGCAAGUGAACAGCACCACUGCGCACGUUAGCCAUGGAGAUGGUGGAGUCGGUGUCGGUGAUCCUGAUCGUAAUGGCGACGCAGACCCAGCGGCAGCAGCAGCUGAUGAUCAUCGUGACAAUGAAGAGGAGGAGGAGGAAGAAGAGGAAGAAGAGGAAGGGCUGAAUGUGCAUCUCCUGACCAGCCAGGGUUCCUCUGGCUCUGUGUUUGAGCCUUACGACCACGAGAGCACCCAUCCACUGCCGCACCCCUAUGUUGAGUUUGGCAGCCCGCGCACGUCGCGUCGGCAGUCGAUGGAGCACCUCCCCUUUCUCUCCCUAGCGUCCCCAACACCGCCGUCCCCGCCGCCGCCGCCGCCACCACCAGCAGCAGCGGAGGACCCGCACCGCACGGGCGCGGAUGGAGACGAGGAGGACGAUGCGACAGACGCGUCGCCGCUGUGCGUGACCACCAGGACGGUAUCGCCACCCCACACGCCGCAGCCGUCGUCGUCACCGUCGCCAUCAGCACCAUCACGCAUGGCGCAGGAGGCAGCGUCGCUACAUGCCCUCGCCGCGCGGCUGAAACUGUGGGAGCAGCGGCUGACGCAGCGAGAGCAGGAGCUGACGGUGAGGGAGGCAGCGCUGAUGAGUAAAGAGGAGCAGGGCCUGCGCCCGAAGCGAUUGAGUCGUGUGUUCAGCAGUGGCGACCUGUCGCUGUCAACAUCGCACGGCUACUCGCCAACAACAACCACCAAUGGCGGUGGCGGCGGUGGCAGCUGGAGGCAAUAGAUGACACGAAUUGAUGGCCACAGCUCAUGCAGCCCUGCUUUUGCUGGGGCUAGUGUUUGUCCUUUGCACAUUGUGUGCUGAUAGUGCGCAUAUCAUUCAUUCGUGACAACUCCGUGUGACGACAUUACUCCCCCUUGUACAUGAAGCGGUUUCACUUUCCUUUCCAGUGUGAUAUUCUCGUGUUACAACCUGACAUGACAACUCUGUCUUGUUUCGUUUCGUUUCUGUUCACAUCAAACCACUGUUGCGUGUUCACGACUGGUGUGGUUGGUGCGUGACAGUGUUGUUACCGCCAAUGUGGUUGUAGGAUUACCUCUGUAUCAGAUGUUAUACUGCUGCUGCUAAUGAUGAUGAUGGUGGUGAUGGUGAUGUUGUUCUAUUGCCAUGUUAAUCAAAGCGGGUGCUUGCGUUGCUCAUUUGAACGAGCCAGUGUUUGACAUGAGUUGACCUCCCUCAAAGAAUAACCGAUCAUGACCAA
This is a messenger RNA of Salpingoeca rosetta, 4320 nucleotides long. RefSeq names its product TKL/MLK/ZAK protein kinase. Bases 957 to 3842 code for a protein of 961 amino acids. The record is from RefSeq and is a predicted model, not a curated record. Gene Ontology annotation, biological process: protein phosphorylation. Lineage: Eukaryota; Choanoflagellata; Craspedida; Salpingoecidae. Gene Ontology annotation, molecular function: protein kinase activity; ATP binding. The transcript is spliced from 2 exons. Gene Ontology annotation, cellular component: cytoplasm.